Leptonychotes weddellii (Weddell seal) is the source of this 1871-nucleotide messenger RNA. RefSeq names its product mitochondrial ribosomal protein L54 (gene MRPL54). Gene Ontology annotation, molecular function: structural constituent of ribosome. The record is from RefSeq and is a predicted model, not a curated record. NCBI's taxonomy places the organism in Eukaryota, Metazoa, Chordata, Mammalia, Carnivora, Phocidae. Gene Ontology annotation, cellular component: mitochondrial large ribosomal subunit.
CCCUUGGCCGCUGUCGUCUCCCGGAAAAGGGUACGUGCCGGCAGUCAGCAUACGUCAUGGCGGCCAGACGUCUCUUUGGGGCUACGUGGACCUGGGCCGGCUGGCGGGCCCGGGAGCUCCCGGUCCCUGCCGAGCCUGGAAGGCUCCUGGUACGGGGUUAUGCCAAGAGACCGGUCAUGAAGGGGGGCAAAGGCGGCAAAGGUGGAGUGGCCAGUGAGGCCCUGAAGGACCCAGACGUGUGCACAGACCCCGUCCGACUCACCACACAUGCCAUGGGCGUCAACAUCUACAAGGAGGGCCAGGACGUGGUCCUGAAGCCAGACGCCGAGUACCCCGAGUGGCUGUUCCAGAUGAACGUGGGCCCCCCCAAGAAGCUAGAGGAGCUGGACCCCGAGAGCCGGGACUACUGGCGGCUGCUGCGAAAACAUAACAUCUGGCGUCAUAACCGUCUGAGCAAGAACCAGAAGUUCUAGCGGGGAGGGGCCGGCCGCCUGCAGCCACCGGGGGCCUCACCAGGCCCCGAAGGAGGACCCCCGCGGCGCAGAACAUCUUCUCCACCCAGCCCCCACGGAAGACUUUAUCUUCCUGGAGAAAACAGGGUUUUCUGAGAACAGAGGAGACCCCUGACCUGGUGCCUGUUUGGUCCCCACGGCGAGGCUGGAUCAGGGCCCUGGGGGACCGUCGCUGGCAGGCCCUGGCUGCUGUCUGGGUGGGCGGGCAGGGGGGUGCCUCAGGCCAUUGGCUCCAGGGGGAGGUUUUUCUAGACACGCCAUCUCGGUCACAAGGGACUCAAACCCGUUCCAAACUAUCCGAACAUGAGAGAGAGACUGAAGCGUCCAGGGCGGGCUCUGCCUUCAGGUCGCUGGACUCGGGCUUCGGUAUCCAGGUGACGGCUCUCUCUGGCUCUGGGUCCUUGUAGCCCCAGUGGGUAGUUCUGGACAGGGGUGGCCCCAGGACUCCUGGCUGACACCCCCUACCCAGUUUAGCAAGCCCAGCCAGAGGGAAGGGACUUCCUUUUCCUUCCUUUACCAAGGUCAUGUGUUCUCUGCAUUGGCCAGUUGAGCCCCAGGACCUAGGUGUACCCACUGUCCUCCUGUCACCCCACUAGUACCCAGGGCUCAACCUCCCCCGUGCCCACCCCACCAGGAAAUGCAUCCGGGAGUCUUGCAUUUGGCACCAGGAACCUGACCCACAGCCUGAGUGAGAACCAGCUCCUAGCAGUCCUAGCUUCUGCCCUGCCUGGCUAGGGGAAGGAUCGUGGGGCCCUGGGGUGAGGCCUGAGAGGGUAUGCAGUUGCAGGGGGUGGAGUGGCGGGAUGCGGGCACCACCUGGGGGGCUGGACCAGGGGCCCUCCAGGCUCCUCUGUGCUGUCUGGUCUAGCGGGGUGGGUGGGGCUGGGGACUAAUUCUGCCUCGUCCCAGGAAACCGAGAGCCCUCAUCCUCUUAGGAGGACUCUGCCAAUCGGAUUACCUGCCCUCCCUGGUGGCCCGCCCAGAGCAGGUCCCAACCCUCCCAUGGAUCCCCAUGGCUCUCAGGGUAGAAACAAAGUUGGAAUGGCCACAAGACCUGGCCAGACCUGCCUCCUGUCACCUCCCUGCUGGCACCUCGCUCACUCUACUUCAGCCCCAGGGGUACCUGGUGGUUCCUCCCACACACCAGGCUGGUCCUGCCCCAGGGCCUUUGAACAUGCCAUUCCCUCUGCCUGGGUGGUUCUUCCCGCAGGUGUUCCCAGUUUUACCUUCUCCAGUUCUCUGAUGUCACCUCCAAGAGGCCCCCAAGCACCCUGUUAAACUGUAAUCCUGCCACACACUCAGGAUUGCCUCUUGUGGUUUUAUUUUCUCAGCACUUAUAACCAGCUGGUGUUUUAUGUA